Molecule: messenger RNA, 2499 nt
Organism: Melitaea cinxia (Glanville fritillary)
Lineage: Eukaryota; Metazoa; Arthropoda; Insecta; Lepidoptera; Nymphalidae
Gene: eIF3b
Product: eukaryotic translation initiation factor 3 subunit B
Exons: 10
Coding region: 88-2175 (695 amino acids)
Biological process (GO): translational initiation
Cellular component (GO): eukaryotic translation initiation factor 3 complex
Molecular function (GO): RNA binding; translation initiation factor binding; translation initiation factor activity
Source: RefSeq, a predicted model, not a curated record
ACUCUACCUAUUUUACGUCGCUGGUGUAGUCUAUGGAUUUAGUUCACUAAUGGCGUGUCUUCCGGUACCACACAUUAUAACGUCAAAAUGGCAAAGAAAAAAGGAGAUGAGAAAGUGAACCAACCCCCUCAGAGUGAUAAUGAAGAACAAAAUUUUGAUGAGGAGCCUAAUUUUGACGAUCCGGAAGGCUUCGUUGAUGAUAUAACCGAUGAAGAACUGUUGGCCGACCUCUUAGAACAAAAACCGAAGGAGUCAGAUGGUUACGAGAAUGUGAUAAUCGUCGAUGGGUGCCCACAGGUCGGCCCCGAGCGCCUUGAAAAACUCCAGAGCGUCAUAAACAAGAUCUUUAGCAAGUUCGGAAAGAUCGUUAACGAAUAUUACCCCACUACCGAGACUGGACAGACGACAGGCUACAUUUUUCUAGAAUAUAGUAAUCCUCAGAACGCCGCUGAAGCAGUACAAGCUACGAAUAAUUGUAAAUUAGACAAACAGCACACUUUCUUAGUGAAUCUUUUUACUGACUUUAAAAAGUAUGCCGACAUUCCCAAGGAAUGGGAGCCUCCUGCGCCUCAGCCGUUCAAAGUCCAGUCCGACCUGCAAUGGUAUCUCAUGGAUCCAGAUGCAUAUGAUCAAUUCCUUGUUGGCAUCGGCACUGGAGUUGCAUUACAAGUCUGGCAGAAUACUUUACCAGAGCCUGUUAUAUUGCAAGAGAGACCGAAUUGGACGGAAACCUACGCAGUAUGGUCACCUCUUGGUACCUAUUUAGCAACCUUCCACUGGCGUGGUGUGGCUCUUUGGGCCGGCCCUAAGUUUAGUCAGUUCCAAAAGUUCUAUCAUCCAGAAGCGAGGUUUAUUUCGUUCUCACCGUGUGAGAACUAUAUUGUUACAUUUUCACCGAACAGUGAUAGGGGUGAUGAUAAAAAACUCAUUAUCUGGGACAUUAGAACAGGACAGGAGAAACGUUCAUUCCCUCCUCCUGAAGAAUAUGUAACUUGGCCAAUCUUCCGUUGGAGCAAGGAUGACCGUUUCUUUGCCCGUCUUGGCGCUGACAUGCUCUCUGUGUACGAGACGCCUAGCUUCGGUUUACUAGAUAAAAAAUCUAUCAAAAUACCCGGUAUUAGGGACUUCUGUUGGUCACCAUCUGACAAUGUACUAGCAUAUUGGGUCGCGGAGGACAAAGAUGUUCCCGCUCGUGUGACCCUUUUAGAACUGCCCAAUCGUACUGAAAUACGUUCUAAAAAUCUCUUCUCGGUCGCCGACUGUAAAAUACACUGGCAGAAGAGCGGAGAUUAUCUCUGUGUCAAAGUCGACCGUUACUCUAAAGUUAAGAAGGACAAAAAUGAUAUUAAAUAUUCAGGAAUGUAUUACAACUUUGAAAUAUUCCAUAUGAGAGAAAAGGAGAUUCCUGUUGAUUCGGUUGAAAUUAAGGAACCAAUACAGGCGUUUGCUUGGGAACCUGUUGGUUCCAAGUUUGCUAUUAUUCACGGUGAUGCUGCAAAUAGUUGUAUUAGUUUCUAUCAAGUGAACACCGGUCAAGCUCCUACUCUAUUGAAAAAGUUUGAGAGGACAUUUAAUCAUUUGUUCUGGUCUCCAAUGGGUCAGUUUAUAGUUUUGGCCAACCUCGGCCUCACUGGCGGGGCAUUGGCCUUUGUAGAUACUAAUGAUUUUACCAUCAUGAAUAUAUCAGAUCAUUAUCAGAUGUCUGGUAUAGAGUGGGAUCCAACUGGUCGAUACGUUGUGACUGGUGUGUCGUCACUCAAGUGCAAGAUGGAUUGUGGGUAUUAUUUGUGGUCCUUCCAAGGCAAAAUUAUUAGGAGAGUGAAUAAAGAAGGUUUCGCCCAGUUCUUAUGGCGGCCGCGUCCCCCAACGCUGUUGUCAGAGAAACAGCAGAAGGAUAUUAAGAAAAAUCUUAAGAAGUACUACUCGCAGUUCGAAUCUAAAGACCGCAUGCGUAGCAGCAAGGCUAGCAAGGAGCUGGUAGCGAAACGCACAGAGCAAAUGAAGAAAUAUAUAGAGUAUCGUGAGAUGAAGACUCGCGAGUGGGCCGAACAGAAGCCUAGACGUCUCGAGCUCAGAAACUACGUAGACACGGAUGGUCUCGACACAGACCCGACAAACACAGUGGAGGAAGUUAUUGAAUUCUUUAUCAAAGAGGAACAAACGGUCAUCGAGUAGUCGCCAUUGAUCCGUACGUUCAGAGGUCGGGGAGAACUCCGGCCUCUUCGUUUACCGGCUUAAACCGGUUUCGACUGGCUCACAAUCGGCGCCGACUGGUUUACGACCGGUUUUUUAAUCAUCAUAAAUAAUAAAUUUUAAUAAACAGACGCAUAACAUCUAAGAAGUUUUUUUGUAUCGACACCCCACAUAAAAUAUAAUAUAGUCACAAAUAAACGUUUUCAAGUAAUUAUUUCAUUAUGUUCAGUGUAAGAUUUCAGUUGUUAAAUUAUACAAUAGGUAAUGUUUAUAGAAAUCGUAUUAAAUUUAUAUGUUACAAAUGGA